UAGAGGAAGGAUUAUAUAUACUUUUUCAAUAUUUUGCAUACACCGAAGACAUGGACAUAGUAAAGAAACCAUACUACAAUAUUACAAGAUAUGUUAUUAUUUUCACCGGAUUAAGUAGAAAUUAUCCUACGUGGUUUAAUUUCUUGACAAAAUUAUUUAUUUUUUUUGUUCUCUUCUCUUUUAUGGGUGUUCAGAUUGCAGGAAUGAUAAAAUAUUUAAGUAAUAUUGAUUUGGUAUUGGUGUGUAUUCCACCAAUAUGCUAUUCUUCAAUGGGUACAAUUCUUUAUAUAAAUAAUAAUCUGCAAGUAAAACAAAUAAACGUUGUUUUCUGGAAAAUGCAAAAUGACUGGGAUACAAUAACAUCAGAAAAAGAAGUUAAUAUUCUACACAAAUAUGCCAGAAAAUCCAGAACUUAUACUAUAUUAUACACUUUUGGAUUCCUUGGAAUGCUUAUGCUCUAUUAUUCAUCACAUGGCAUUCCAAUGAUUAUUCACAUUUUGAAAAAGAGCGAUGGACCUAAACCGCUUCUUUUUCUUAUUGAGUGUGGAUUAGAUUUACAAGAAAACUACGGUUGGGUAAUAUUUUAUAGUUAUUUAACUUGUUACGUUUGUACAUAUGGAAUUGUAAUUGGAGGUACAAUUCUUGGAACGUUUCUUGAGCAUGCUUGUGGAAUAUUUGAAAUUAUAGGGUAUAAAUUGACUAUUGCCAUAAAUGAAAAUCCAUUUUCUAGUAAUGUAGUGAAUUCUCAAAAAAAGUUUCAGCAGGAAGUUAAACUUUGUGUAGAAAUGCACAGAAGAGUUCUAUUAUUUAUGGAUGAUAUCCAAGCUGUAUUUUCAACUCCCUAUCUUUUUGUAUUUGGAUUAAGUGUAAUUUUAUUAAGCAUCACUGGAGUGCAAUUUGUAAUGAGUGAGAAAUCUUCUGGGGAUGGAAUAAGGUAUGGAUGUUACGCAGUAUUUCAAGUUGUUCAUAUUUUCCUCUUAACUCUACCAACUCAGAAUUUACUGGAUAACAGCUUUCUUCUUUCCAGUUCGAUAUACAAUGCAGAUUGGUAUCAUCUGUCAAGUGAAUCAACAAAAUUAUUACUGAUUAUAAUGAGAAAAGGAUCUGAACCUACUACAUUUAUCGUUGGCAAAAUAUUCAUACUUUCAUUACAAUUUUUUAGAAGGGUUAUUCAAACAUCAAUGUCAUAUUUCACUGUUUUGAAUUCUGUACGAGGAUGAAAUGAAAUGUCUUCUACUGAAUUUUACACCUAUGGAUAUUUGAGUAGUUCUUAAAUCUUUGAUAGUAAACAAAAUAUUUAGAGCGCCUUACAUUGUAAAGAAUUAUGUAAAAUAAAAA
Leptopilina boulardi is the source of this 1338-nucleotide messenger RNA. RefSeq names its product odorant receptor 22c-like. Lineage: Eukaryota; Metazoa; Arthropoda; Insecta; Hymenoptera; Figitidae. The transcript is spliced from 9 exons. The coding region runs from base 51 to 1220 and encodes 389 amino acids. Gene Ontology annotation, molecular function: odorant binding; olfactory receptor activity. Gene Ontology annotation, biological process: detection of chemical stimulus involved in sensory perception of smell; sensory perception of smell. The record is from RefSeq and is a predicted model, not a curated record. Gene Ontology annotation, cellular component: plasma membrane.